Molecule: messenger RNA, 993 nt
Organism: Sceloporus undulatus (fence lizard)
Lineage: Eukaryota; Metazoa; Chordata; Lepidosauria; Squamata; Phrynosomatidae
Product: leucine-rich repeat, immunoglobulin-like domain and transmembrane domain-containing protein 2
Molecular function (GO): protein binding
Source: RefSeq, a predicted model, not a curated record
AUGCGGUUUGUCCGCUGUGAUUCCCUGGCUCAGCAAACAGGCGCCGUAGAGCGCCCUUUUGGGCGCCUAUUCUUAGAAAUAGUCAAAACAGACAUGUUUGACAGUGGAAUAGAUUCUCAGAGUUGGUGGUGGACUAGCCAACUGAAAAAUAGUCAAAACAACAUGUUUGACAGUGGAAUAGAUUGUCUCAGAGUUUCCACUACCCAUAUCAGUGAGGAUACAAUUAAGUCAGAAUUGGUUAUUCCUUCAGCUCAUCUUGUAGAUGAAGGAAAUUACACCUGCACAGCUGCCAACUUUCUUGGCAACUCCUCAGUCACAAUGAUCCUGAAAGUCCAGGCCCCCCGCAUGGUGGCCUCUUCCUUCUCUUCUUCCAUCUCAGAGGAAAAUUCAUACAUUGAUGUGAGGAUUGCCAAGCAGACCGUCUAUGGGAUCACUCUGGAGUGGUAUACCGUGACUGAGAAUCCAGGGGAAACCUGGUAUACUCUCCAUUUUGGGAAGUAUGAUGACACCAAGAAGGACAUGAUUUAUAUUGGACCUGGAAUCAAUAGCUACUCAGUCAAUGAUUUGCUCCCUGCCACCAAGUAUGAAGUCUGUGUUACUCUGAGGAAUCAGACGCCUCAAAAAGGGCAGUGCAUUGUGUUUGUGACAGGAAGUGACAUCAGUCAACUAGAACAGAGAGAGAAACUCAUCCACAUCAUUAUCAUUGUAUGCGCUAUGGUCUUGGCUGUCCCUGCUGGGAUGUAUGCCUGCACCACAGAGACGAGAUUCAAUUGCAUGCAGAAAUGUGCUGACCUCUGUCGCAAGAACAGGAGAGGGCAAAACCUGAAAGGAGUCAACAAAGAAAGCACUUUUGACAGCUUGCCAACAGGCAGUGAAGAGGGGCUCUGCCGACGAGACUCCAGUGAAGACAAGAGAAAGCUAAAAACUAGUGAAGACAAGGAGAAGGCCAACAAGCAGAAACCUGAGCACAGAAAUAGUGCUGAUCUCUAUUAA